Messenger RNA from Cetraspora pellucida, 179 nucleotides. Lineage: Eukaryota; Fungi; Glomeromycota; Glomeromycetes; Diversisporales; Gigasporaceae. The record is from the annotation of a GenBank genome assembly.
AAAUUAUUGUUAGCAAAGAACUUCUAACAACCAGAGUGAGAGAAAAAAUUUCCGAAGAAAGAAGAUUAGUAGGAAAAAUUAUCAGUCAAGUAAAAUCUGCCAAGAAAAAUCCGCAAACUCGGCUAAAUAUUGAUGAGCCCCAAUUACAAGCCCAUUUACAAGAAGAGAUGAAAAAAUGA